Messenger RNA from Penicillium digitatum Pd1, 1614 nucleotides. Its product is annotated as putative LysM domain protein. NCBI's taxonomy places the organism in Eukaryota, Fungi, Ascomycota, Eurotiomycetes, Eurotiales, Aspergillaceae. The record is from RefSeq and is a predicted model, not a curated record.
AUGAAUUCUGUUACUCGCAGUGGGUCAACGUCGUUUUUUUGGAAUGGAUCAUCAAAGGCCUCGUCGUCGGGAGGUGCUGCGGACUUUUUGGACUCCUCUUGGUCCUCUCUUCAAAGCCUGGCGUCUUCGGUACUAGGGAGUGAUGCUGGACAGGUCACUGCAAAUAACGUGACAAAAAACACACAUACUCGAAGGAAACCAUCUCGGUCUGACGUAUUUAUUAAGAGUGGCCCCAGGUCAACAUGGGGUCCAUCGGCACCUACCGCUUCACAAAUCGGGACCGGGACAAAGGAGGAGCGACAGGCUUUGGUGCAGGCCAAAAAGAGAGAAGCACUACUCCUCGCUGAUAGUGAUCUGAUCGUAAGCCGCACGCUUCCUCAUAAAAGACGCGACUCUGGCGACGUUUCUUAUCAAGCGUUUGAGCCGGAGCACGACGAAGACGCUCUGGCCUAUAUCCACAAAGUGCAACCCACAGACACUAUCACAGGCGUGACGAUCAAAUAUGGCUGCCAGAGUGCAGUGUUUCGGAAGGCGAAUGGCUUCUGGCCCAACGACAACAUUCAGAGCAGAAACACCGUUCUCCUACCAGUCGACGCGUGCUCUGUGAAAGGACGGCUCGUUCCUACAAAGCCUGUAGAUCUUUUGAGGAACAAUGACGAAGACCCCAGCGAUAGCUCGAUAGCCCCCACUGCGGCCUCUACCGAUCUUACCGAUAAUGCUUCAACUGAACAGGACACGCCUGCAACCACAUCAGGGGCCGAUGGCAAUCAUGUUUGGAAGCAUGUAUCAUGGGUACACAUGGAUGGGUUUCCCGGACCAGUGCAAAUCGGCCGUGUUCCUCGAAGAGCAUUGGGAUUCUUUCCGCGUACGCGUCGCAAAUCUAUGUCUUAUUCGGAUACAGGGCCUCUCGAUUCUUACCGAGAAACUAUCAUACCUCCGUCUCCUGCCGGAUCGUCACCUCCAUUCUCAUCCUUUGGAAUUCUGCCACGAGCUCGACCGAAUGGCAACCAGUCCCAACCCAAAACUGCACACCACCCUCGUUCUCAGCAUCGCCGCCAGCGGAGUAGUAUCCAUCUGUCUGCCACUGGGGUUGGAACCCUUGACCCCACCUCGACUGGUCCAGGGCCUGCGUUAGAUGGGUUCACCCGAUUCUUCGCACAGCACAUGCCGAAUCUCGCGCCGGCACAACUUCCGGACAAUUCCCGGUCAGCUUCGUUUGACUCCACACCCACUGUCGCAUCUCAUGCAUCGACUGGCCUCGAGAAUAUUGGCGGAGCUUUUGAGGGGUGGGUUCGAAAGGUGGCAACGCGCGCUAAGGCUGGCAUCAAUGAGCUGCAGCAAGGACCACCCACCCAGCAGGGUAGCAGCAGAGGUCGUAGCAUGUGGCGGAUGGACGACCUAAUUGAGCUUGAUGAUGGGAUGGUGGAUGGCCGGAACUCCCCAAGCCCGCUCAAGGGUCCAUCGCGGAGGUCUGAGUUACAGACCACCUCAUCCUCAUCCUCGUCUAACCGAUACAAUAGCCCUUCAGUGGUGGCAGCGAGCAGGUCUCGUGCGACUGAAUUUGGCUCGGGCUCCGGUUUAUCCGCUUAUGGCGAGCGUGUCAAGGACGAUUAA